Molecule: messenger RNA, 1740 nt
Organism: Oldenlandia corymbosa var. corymbosa
Lineage: Eukaryota; Viridiplantae; Streptophyta; Magnoliopsida; Gentianales; Rubiaceae
Source: the annotation of a GenBank genome assembly
AUCCAACUAAACUCACAGCAUCCAAAGUUCCAACGACACUCGGAGACUUAGUGCAGUUAGGAAAUGAAUCCUUAAGCAAAACAGAUGAUGACUUAAUAUUCCGAUUAUCAUCAAGAUUAUGAAAAUAAAGAAAAAUACUCGUAUUUAAAAAAAUCCAACCGUCGUCUUCAUGGGUUCUUGUAACCUAAGAAGAGCGGAAAGAAUCUGAGGAAAGAUCGGAUAAACCCACCUUCAGGUGUUCAUAGUUGGUUUGCUUCUUGAAUUAUUCCCACAGAUUUCCGUUGGAAGAUUCUCGGGAUUAACUGAAACCAUCGGGGACCCUUUGAAUGAUUUAUUAAUUACACAGAAGAUUAGUGAACAUGAUGAUUCAUUAUUCUCUGUCCAAGUUGAGGACAAAGCAGGUUACCUUUCAUCAAGUAUUUGCUGCUUCAGAUUCUAAAACACUUGAAGAAUUGAAAGACUUGAGCUCCAAACGAAGAGCCAUUCAGGAGUCCAUGGAUGAGAGCAGCUCAAUUACAGAUGCUAUUGCACGGGAAAUGUCAGGGGGAUUAACUUCCCGGUUGGAACGGGACAUUCAGAAGUUGGAGCAUUACCUGCCAUUGUUAGAAAACUUGGUUUGGGAGGUCACUUUGAUCCUUUCGAAUCCACCAAUGCCUCGUUUGAUUUCGGAAUUGAAGUUAAGAUGGACCAGUAGUCUUACUUCAUCACCCAUCCUUCAUUCCAAAUGUUUCAAGUAUUACCAGAUUAAUGAUUUACGAUUUGAGUAUGGAAUGGUCCUGUUUCUUUAUAGUACAUUGCUUCGAGCAAAUGGUAUCGAAAAUCUUCCAAAAGACUUGGCACUAUCUGCCACACUUCUCAGGAAAGCUGCUGGAGUAUAUCAAUAUUUAGCUCAACAGAUUCUUCCUGCUUUAAACACAGCUAAGGCAACCGAACGGCCUCCGGAAUCCAUCUCAAGUGUAUCAUCUGUAAUGAGUCUUGUGUGCUUGGCUGAGGCUCAGGCUGCAACUGCUAGGAAAGCAGAAGAAAAAGGAAACUCUGUGAGUCUCUUGGCUAAGUUGCACUGCGGCGUUAGAGACUUGCUUGAUGAAGCUUCCGGCAUCUUGCAUUCAGCUAAGAAAGAGUGCAAAAACAUUUCAUCACAUUUGGCAGAUUUCAUUGGAACUGCACAAGUGUUGCAUAAUUUGAAAAGUCACAAGUACCUGGCAGAAAGCCUGCAGAAUGAAGGCAAGAUUGGGGUCGCGAUUGGAGUUCUUCAUCGAGCAAUUAAAGAUGUUGGGAAGAAUAGUCCUAAAGAUGAUUCGUGGCGCGCAGUUUACAAACACUUGAUCCAGGAGACUGUCGAGUUAAAGCGAAAGUAUGAGCACGAGAAUGAAUUCGUCUGGCAUCAGAGAAUCCCCAUUCCUGAUGACCUGCCCUCACCUGAAUCUGUAAAACUUGUGAGUGCUAUAUCUUACCAGUCCAAUAGAGUAGAACAAAGACUUCAUUUCAAAACAUAAACGUUGAUUUCCAGACUUUGUGGUAUGUUAUGGUGCGGGAGGAAGGCGUGUGACGAAUAAUAUUGUACACGAAGAGUGAGUUACCAUGGCCAACUGUAAUCAAUACACCCCCUUCCCCUUAUAGCAGUAUAACCUUCUCCAUUGAUCGUUCAAUGAGUUUUGAUUGUUUUCUUGUUCUGAUCAAAGUGUAAAUGAACUAUAAAUGAUGAUUCAGGAGACAUACAUGUGCAUUUUUUUCCUUGUU